AUGAAUACACUAUUGUUAGUAUUACUGGCUGACAUUAUGACCUUUAUCAGUGUGAGUUGUGAACUACCUGGUACUGUAGACUCUGUGAACAUUACUGGCUUCAAAAGUAUCUACCCCAUCGGACUUAAACAGUGUGAAAAACAGUGUCUGUCACACAGAGAUUGCCAGCUCUUGGUUUUUCAAGUUAGUAGUUUAUCUUGCUAUAUGAGCUUAGGAACAUUUACUGGUGAAUCUGUAGGUACACGUUCAAAGGUCGUGGUUCGACAACGUACAGAUAUUCUGAACGGAGCAAGCGAUUUCAAUACUACUGCGGACAGUGUCUGUGUCACUUUAUCAAGUGGAGAACUUGCCUGUGUGACGUCCCCCUGUGGCCCACCUCCAGAAGUUGUGAAUGCCACAAUCAAUCUGGACACAAGUGUUAUCGACUACAGCUGUAAUGGCGGUAUAAACAAAAGUUAUACCGAUCCUCCUGAGCCAAUCGUGUGCAAGGCUGAUGGACAGUGGACAACUCCAAAUUUUGUCUGCACAGGUAACACUGUUAUACUGGGUCCAUCUGUUACACAUUUACGUCAUGAGGCACUGGACUACUGUACAAGUAGAGGGGCACAUCUUUUAAGAGUAAAAUCAUUUGAACAGGGUACCUUGUUAAUCACUAAAUAUCAGCUGUCAGGUGGGUAUCACGUAGAUGGAAUGUAUGUUGAUGGUACGAGUUCCUGGAUCUUCUCAGACGGUGACGCCAUAAACUUAACUAUGUUUUUCUAUGGAGAAGAUGGGCAAGGCCCCACUGAAGGAUGUGUCGUGUGGGAAGUGAACCAAUUUCAAUCUAUUCCCUGUUCGUCAACGAUUCGCUUUAAAACUAUUUGUGAAGUUGGAUAAUCUUUUUUCGGUUUCUUGUGUGUUUUACAAAGCCAUUUUACAUUGGCUAUACGGCCCCAUUUUCAUAGUAUCAAUUUUCAUGUAUAGGCAGUGGAAAUAGACCAAGGAAAAAUUUAUUGUGGCCAAUUUUCAUUGAUUUUUUUUUUAAGAAAAUAAAAACAUG
Molecule: messenger RNA, 1039 nt
Organism: Mizuhopecten yessoensis (Yesso scallop)
Lineage: Eukaryota; Metazoa; Mollusca; Bivalvia; Pectinida; Pectinidae
Exons: 1
Coding region: 1-876 (291 amino acids)
Source: RefSeq, a predicted model, not a curated record